AUGCAGAUAAUCAAGUUCUCUCUGUCAACCAUAUUCUUUGCGGUCUGCGCACUCGCUGCUAUUGACCCUAACCCCGACGCUCCGAAAGAGCUGGUAGUUAAGACGACAUACCUUCCCGGAGACUGCACCUCUAAAGCGAAGUCGGGAGACAGCAUUCAGGUUCAUUAUUCCGGAACGCUGUUUGCGAAUGGUAACAAGUUCGACUCGAGUUACGACCGCGGCCGGCCUCUUCCCCUUACUCUUGGAGUUGGCCAAGUGAUCAAGGGCUGGGACGAAGGCCUCCAGGGCAUGUGCGUUGGGGAGAAGCGUACGUUGACGAUUCCGCCAAGCAAAGCUUACGGUACACGUGGCGCUGGCAAGAAGAUACCCGGUAGUUCUACGCUCGUCUUUGAUGUUGAACUGAUGGGUUUGGAGAGCCGCAAGGAUGAACUUUGA
Molecule: messenger RNA, 435 nt
Organism: Coniophora puteana RWD-64-598 SS2
Lineage: Eukaryota; Fungi; Basidiomycota; Agaricomycetes; Boletales; Coniophoraceae
Exons: 5
Coding region: 1-435 (144 amino acids)
Biological process (GO): protein peptidyl-prolyl isomerization
Molecular function (GO): peptidyl-prolyl cis-trans isomerase activity
Source: RefSeq, a predicted model, not a curated record